This is a messenger RNA of Ictalurus furcatus (blue catfish), 4930 nucleotides long. RefSeq names its product copine-9-like. NCBI's taxonomy places the organism in Eukaryota, Metazoa, Chordata, Actinopteri, Siluriformes, Ictaluridae. Bases 1 to 1680 code for a protein of 559 amino acids. Gene Ontology annotation, cellular component: plasma membrane. Gene Ontology annotation, molecular function: calcium-dependent phospholipid binding. The record is from RefSeq and is a predicted model, not a curated record. The transcript is spliced from 21 exons. Gene Ontology annotation, biological process: cellular response to calcium ion.
AUGGCCUCUAUCGGGGACUUCGACCCGCUCCAUUCUACGGUACCAGCAACUAAGAUUGAAGUUACCGUCUCGUGCAGGAGUCUAUUGGACAUGGACACUUUUUCUAAAUCAGAUCCUGUUGUCGUGUUGUACAUACAAGGCAUAGGAACGAAAGAAUGGAGAGAGUAUGGCAGAACAGAGGUGAUUGACAACACGCUGAAUCCAGACUUUGUGCGGAAAUUUGUUCUGGAUUUCUUCUUUGAGGAAAAGCAGAAUCUUCGGUUUGAUGUGUACAAUGUGGACACAAGAAGUUCAAACAUCUCAAAGCAUAAAGAUUUCCUGGGCCAGACAUUUUGCACACUUGGAGAGAUUAUUGGCUCCACAGGCAGUCGCAUGGAGAGAACACUAUCCGGGAUUCCAGGGAAGAAGUGCGGCAACAUCAUCUUAACCGCUGAGGAACUCAGCAACUGCAGGGAUAUUGCUACUAUGCAGCUGUGUGCCAAUAAACUGGACAAGAAGGACUUCUUUGGGAAGUCUGAUCCUUUUUUGGUGUUCUACCGCAGCAACGAGGAUGGGACGUUCACUAUCUGUCAUAAGACAGAGGUGAUCAAGAACACGCUGAACCCGGUGUGGCAACCAUUCACCAUCCCUGUGCGUGCAUUGUGUAAUGGUGACUAUGACAGAACCGUUAAGGUAGAUGUGUAUGACUGGGAUCGAGAUGGAAGUCAUGACUUUAUUGGCGAGUUCACCACUAGCUACAGAGAGCUGUCCCGAGGCCAGAGCCAGUUUAAUGUGUAUGAGGUUUUAAAUCCAAAAAAGAAAGGAAAGAAGAAAAAAUAUGUAAAUUCUGGCACAGUGACAUUGCUUUCCUUUAAAGUUGAAUCUGAAUACACAUUUGUAGACUUCAUCCGAGGAGGGACACAACUCAACUUCACUGUGGCCAUAGAUUUCACAGCAUCAAAUGGUAACCCAGCUCAGCCAACCUCCCUGCAUUACAUGAGUCCAUAUCAGAUGAACACCUAUGCUAUGGCAUUGAAGGCAGUAGGGGAGAUUAUUCAGGACUAUGACAGUGACAAGCUUUUCCCAGCAUAUGGAUUUGGAGCCAAACUGCCUCCCAAUGGCAAAAUCUCCCAUGCCUUUCCUCUGAAUGGUAACAGUGAGGACCCAAACUGUGUGGGGAUAGAGGAGGUGCUGGAGGCUUACUUCCAAAGUCUCAGAAAAGUCCAGCUUUAUGGACCAACCAACUUCGCCCCGGUCAUUAACCAGGUAGCAAGGGCAGCGCAGGAUGUGACUGAUGGCUCCCAGUAUUUUGUGCUGUUGAUGAUCACAGACGGAGUCAUAUCAGACAUGGUGCAGACCAAAGAAGCUGUUGUCAAUGCUUCAGCUCUGCCCAUGUCCAUCAUCAUUGUGGGUGUGGGUCCGGCUGAGUUUGAUGCUAUGGAAGAGUUGGAUGGUGAUGAGGUCAGAGUGUCAUCUAGAGGACGUUUCGCGGAAAGAGACAUUGUUCAGUUUGUUCCUUUCCGUGACUACAUUGACCGCUCUGGAAACCAGAUCCUGAGUAUGGCUCGGCUGGCUAAAGAUGUUCUAGCGGAGAUCCCUGACCAGCUGUUGUCCUUCAUGAAAAGCAAAGAGAUCGAACCGCGUCCUGCUCCCCCUGCCGCCAGUGUGCCCAACAAACCCCUUGUCAACAUGCGCAUCUGAGCAUCUGCGCAUGUUCCCAUCUGACAAAUGUUAGCAUCAGUAAAUGUUUGGCAACAAACACAGCUUUGUGCAACCAAAAAGUUCCAUUAUCUACAGAGCUAUAUACUCUUUUUAACUUAAAUAUGACACUUUUCUGAUUCUGGUAGACACAUUCUAUAGACACACAGAGAGACAACAAAAGUAAUAUAACUAGAAAGAAAAAUAAAGUGAGGAGAAUGAAGACAAAGUAGGGAGAGAGAGUAAGCAAAUGAGAGAGAAUGACUGGCACAGUCUGGAGUGAAAGGGGAGAUGAACUCAUUAUCUGUCCCAAACUCUGAUAACCCCAAACAUGCCAAGGAUGACAAAAAGCAAUCAGUAAUUAACCACAGACCAUUCAAUCAGUAAUUAACCAUUCUUUAUGAACCCACUUCUUUAUGAAGUUUCUAAAAUUUGUAACUGGAUGUAUUAAACAUAGCCUAUGUGUGCAUUUGUGCGAAUGCUUUCUGAAUGAAUGAUGAAGACAACAUGUCUCUAGGUGUCCUAAGAGAAUUCUUUAUGUAUUUUAGGGUUGAAGGCUAGAAAGUAUCUGCAAAUUGUUAUGGCUGCACCCUUUACCGCACUUUGUGAAACCUAACAAACCUCUUCCUCCUAAUUUCUGAAAUAUAGAAAUGUUUUGAUGAUUAAUCAUUAGAUGUUGAUUUUUCUCUGGGUGCUGAAUAACUGACAAUGAGUUUUAAGAAAAAAAGAGAAAAACAGAGAGAGAGAGAGAGAAGCAACAGUCUUCACACCCUCUGUCACUGACUGACGUGCAGCCACCCCAAACCUGAUUAAUAUAUUCUUCUAGUUUCAUCAGCCCAAAUUUAUCUCCCUGACUACAAACCUCCACACUCUGAAUGUCCAUAUGGCAGACCCAAAACUUGUGUUUGGUCUUUGGUAGACUCCUACAGCCAUCAAGUGACUGUAUUUUUUUUUUUUUUUACCAAGUUGUCAGUGUUUCUAUUCACUUUAUCUCUCUAUUGUUACACUCCCUGCUUAUAAUCCUCAGCACCUCUCUUCAUAUGAAUGAAUUCUUUCUUGGCUUUGACCUUCGUUUCAGCCAUGACCUGGGGGAUUUUACCAGAUGAAUAAUUUAUUCUGGCAUUAGCCCUGAAGAAUUAAAUCCCCUUGGUCUUUAAGAGUUUGCAGUGUCUCUGUUGGCUGUUUAGAGUAAAAAACAUACCAUGCUGCACAACAGAAUACUGUACACAAUGGCCAAAUACACAAGCCUGAUUCUAGACUGCAAGGACAAACAUUAUUUCUUUCCACCUAGAAAGAAACCAGAGAGUGAAUAAGGGUGAAGGAAAAGAGAAUGUGAUCACAACUACCACUUGAAAAUAUAGCACAGGGCCAUUAUGUUAAUUUCGAGGGAUUCAGAAUAUGCCUCUUCUCCUUUGCAAAUGAAUGCAAAAUUAUUCUACUCUUCCUCUAGCUCCAUGUCACUGACUCCUGUUCUAGAUGCAUGUAAUAGUUCAUGCCCCAAAUCUGUUGGCUGUUCUGUCUCUGGCUGCUGAUACUGCUUACUGCAUUACAGAGUGUCUGAUCAUAGGCCAAAUUUGAUGCAAAUGGAUUGUGGCUGCCUAGAUAGACAACAUUAUUGGGUAGUAUUUGAAUACUCCAACAGUUUUGGAAGUCCUGGUUGGGGAGAAGCAUAGGAAUGCUAAUGAGUCUUCUGAACAUCUGGCCAAAUAGGAAGAUCUGUAAAGCAUCAACAAUCCUAUAAUUAUGUGAGUUUUAUUAAAGUUUUGCCAAAACUGGACUGUUGAAGAUUAGAAAAGGCCCAGGUGAUUUUUAAAGAGUGGUUAUUUGACUUAGCAUAGUCUUCCUGCCAGCUUGAACCAGUCUGGCCAUUCUCCUCUGAGCUCUCUCAUUAACAAGGCGUUCAUGAGAACUGCCACUCACUGGUUGUUUUUUGUUUUCUGCACUAUCCUGAUUUAAACUGAGAAGUUAGCAAGUUAGUAAGGGUGCAAGGCCUGCUAAAGUUAUGGUUUAGUUAAAAUAUAACCCCAUCAGACUGUUCCAGGUAAAUGUAUAGUGAUAUCAUAAACCAUGUUUUGGUCAUUUCUAUGAUCAGAACAUUUCAUAUCAGUAUAACUAGUCUUUCCAAAGGUGUCUGUGUUUUCAUCUUUCUCUGACUUUAGGGGAAAUUAACACAGUAACAUGGAAAAUUAUGUUAUUCUUUAUUAGCUCCCCAGAAAAUCAGUGGUGGCUCAGUGUUUACGGUAUUGAAGUGGAAGGUUAUGAGUUUAAAUUCCAAGACAGCCAAAGAACUAAUGUGGGACCUUAGAGCUAAACCCUUAACACUCACCACCAACCCUCAACUUUUUGCUUGGUUAGUAUCCUGUUUCAGUUGUACGUUGCUUUGAAUAAAAGCCACUGCGAAAUAAAAGAAAAUGUUUCAUUAAACAAGAGUAAACUAUGAGGACUUCAGCUGGAUUUUACCUUAAAGUUCAUUAACUGUAUUUAUCUGAUGAACACUGGUAAUGCUUAAAUGAACUAAUUCUUCUAUGUUGCAAAAUAUUUUAUUUGAUCUGUAAACAGAGAAUUAAUGACAGAAUGAAUUGAGUGUGUUUCUGUGUCUGAGUAGGGGGUACCAACUGACUUUGUAACUAUUUGUAAUAUGUUGCAGUUUAUGAUAUUGCAUGGCGUCAAAGGGGACCAUUAAUGCUAGUUUUUGUUGUUGUUACAAAUGUUUAUAUAUGUAGGUAUGUAUAGCAAGCACACUGUUUGGUUUUCUAUGAGAGUUUGUUUCUGUAUAUUUUGUCCUUGAUUUUUUGUUGUGUACAAUACAUAUUCUAUGGAAAUUGCAGAAUAUUGUAGAAUAUGGCACAAAAUACAAUGUAGCUUGCUGCAGAUAAAGAACAUAUUUCUCUAGAUAUUUACAUAAUAAAUUAAAUAAUUGACUUCAUUUGUUAAAGCUUUAGCAUGCAGCUUUAGCUGACACUGAACAAUAUGUAUUCAUUUUAAUUUGUAUUCCACAUUUUAUAUUUUUGCAUGACUAUCAAAAUGUAUGCUCAAAUAUGCAUUACAAUAGUAGUUUAUUGUUCAUUUUGUGCACCUUGUCCUGGGAGCAUAAUAAGGCAUGCACAGAACAUAACUCCCAAAUACAAUGCUAUUCAAGACAGGAGUACAUAAUGUUUAUUUUUUUUAUUCCUUCUACAGCAUUUACUUUUGUCACUAAACAUCAGUUUGUCUAGCAGUUUCUUGCCAUACCACAAUAAACUAUGCUUACCCU